Fomitopsis serialis is the source of this 276-nucleotide messenger RNA. RefSeq lists its product as uncharacterized. The transcript has 3 exons. Lineage: Eukaryota; Fungi; Basidiomycota; Agaricomycetes; Polyporales; Fomitopsidaceae. The coding region runs from base 1 to 276 and encodes 91 amino acids. The record is from RefSeq and is a predicted model, not a curated record.
AUGCUCCAAGAGCUCCUUGACAGGGAAGAGGCGCUCCGCGACAAGGGCUUCGACUCCUACUUCAACGACCUCGUUGCAUACCUCAAGAAGCACAGCGCGAUCCCGGACGACGGCAAGCCGUACGUCGAGUCGUGGGGGCGGAUGGGCCGCGAUCAAACUUUCUUGAUCCAUCGGGGCUGGAAGCGGAUACAGGCGCAAGAUGAGGAAGAGCGGCAGUUGGGAGAUGGACCACAUAUCACGGAGAAAGUGGUUACAUUGCAGUCUUACGAGUGGUAG